AUGUAUUAUUUUCCCUGCAAUUUUGCCUUCCUGGAGAUCUGGUUCACAACUGCCUGCAUUCCAAAGACACUGGCCAAUCUUGUGUCACAAAGCCAGUCCAUUUCCUUCAACGGUUGCCUCCUUCAGAUGUACUUUGUCUUCUCGUUUGGUUGUACAGAAUAUUUCUUCCUUGCAGCCAUGGCAUAUGAUCGCUAUUUGGCUGUGUGUUACCCCCUGAGCUACAGCACCAUCAUGACCAGCACUCUGUCCAGGGGGCUGGCAGUGGGCUCUUGGGUGGGUGGUUUCCUGGUCAUUUCAGUGCCAGCGCCUUUGACUUCCAGGUUGUCUUUCUGUGGCUCUAAUAUCAUCAACUAUUUCUUCUGUGAUAUCUCUCCCUGGAUUACUCUUUCCUGCACAGAUAUCACACUUGUUGAACUGGUGUGUUUUGUCCUGUUUGCCAUUGUCAUCCUCGGUUCCUGUGUCAUUACCCUGAUCGCCUAUAUUUCUAUCAUCUCCACUGUACUGAGGAUCCCAUCUGCUCAAGGCUGGCAAAGAUCCUUCUCCACUUUUUCUUCCCAUCUCAUUGUAGUAAUUAUUUGGUACUGCUUCACCAUCUUCCUCCAUGUCAAGCUGUCCAUCAAAGCUCCAUUGGAACUGAAAGGAAUGAGAAAGAGCUGUCUUUACAAACAAACUGUGGGCCUGAUGGUAGAUAAAGCCAGAUACUGA
Corvus hawaiiensis (hawaiian crow) is the source of this 705-nucleotide messenger RNA. Its product is annotated as olfactory receptor 6F1-like. Gene Ontology annotation, molecular function: G protein-coupled receptor activity; olfactory receptor activity. The record is from RefSeq and is a predicted model, not a curated record. Gene Ontology annotation, cellular component: membrane. Lineage: Eukaryota; Metazoa; Chordata; Aves; Passeriformes; Corvidae. Gene Ontology annotation, biological process: G protein-coupled receptor signaling pathway.